Acanthochromis polyacanthus (spiny chromis) is the source of this 3961-nucleotide messenger RNA. RefSeq names its product regulator of G-protein signaling 3-like. Gene Ontology annotation, biological process: signal transduction. The record is from RefSeq and is a predicted model, not a curated record. The transcript has 25 exons. Gene Ontology annotation, cellular component: plasma membrane; nucleus. The coding region runs from base 658 to 3579 and encodes 973 amino acids. Lineage: Eukaryota; Metazoa; Chordata; Actinopteri; Pomacentridae. Gene Ontology annotation, molecular function: protein binding.
CCAGGAGGCCCACCUGCACCAGGAGGCCCUCCUGCACCAGGAGGCCCAGCAGGGCUGCAAGAGGAGGAGAGGUUCUAAGGAGAACAGAGACCCAGCAGAGAUUCUGCUGAGAACCAGAAGAACGCAGAGAUGCCUUACACAGACCAGAACCAGAACAAAAUGCCGGACCACAUCUGGGUUUAGGUCUGGAAGAGAGAUCCAGUCCUGCAGACCAAAAGUUAAAGUGGCUUUGAUCCGGAAGACCAAGAUCCAGAACUUAGUCCAGACCCUGGUCCAGUUCAGACCAUCUAACCCAGACCACACAGACCGAACUGAACCAAGACCCACUGAGACCCAGCUGGACCAGAGGGACCGACCCAGGACCGGCAGACCAAAACCACGACUGAGUCUACACAGAGCAGAACCAGAGCCAGCAGGUCUGAGACCAUCCUGGGUCCAGAGUCCUGCAGAGGAGAAAGGGCGCCACUGAGGACCAGAACCAGGAGAACUGAGACCAGAACCAGGAGAAGCGACACCAGAACCAAGAAAACUGAGACUGUAACCAGGAGAAGGACGAAGAUUCACCCUUCAGCCUUCAGAGGCAGAGGUCAGCUGCGGCUGUCAAUCACUGCAGAGGCAGGACAGCUCAUCAUUCACAUCCAUGAGGCCAGAGGCCUGAUGGGAAAAUCCUCCAGGUCGUGUGACUCAUAUGUGAAGGUGGGCGUGGCCUCCGGACGACAUCACAGCGUCACCAUGAGAACCGAGACAGUUCCAAACAGCAAGAACCCUGAGUACAGACGACGCUUCACACUGUGUAUCCGGGACGAGCUCCUCCUCAGCAGGUUGUUGGUUUCAGUUUUCAGGAGAUCAGCAGACAGCAGGUGCAGUCAGUUGAUUGGCUGUAUGAGCUUUGGGAUUGGUUCUUUCAUCUCGUCCUCUCAGCUGCUCACUGGUUGGUUCUACCUGCUGGGGGAAGAAUAUGGGUGGAGCAAGCACCUGAGAGUGACAUCACAGCGUAGAGGACCAAUGAGGGGCCCUGAGGAGACGGUGGCUCUGAAAGCCGACCUCAGGAGGACUCCGGACUCGACUCCAGAACCCGACUUGAACCAGAACCGCACCACCACAGGACAUACAGAACCCACCAACCACAGCCUGACGAGCACCAACUACAGCAGCUACGGUUCCACGCUGUUUACCAACAACAACCAGCGUCACGGCAACCAGGACAACAAACUGAUGGUGAGCAUCGUCCGAGGAACAGACGGGUUUGGAUUCACCAUCUGCUGCGACUGCCCGGUCCGAGUCCAGGCGGUGGAUCCAGACGGUCCAGCUCAUCGGUCCGGACUCCGUCAGGGCGACUCGGUUCUGCAGCUCAAUGGACUUCCAGUGGAAACCUGGAAGUGUGUCGACCUGGCGCAUGCCAUCAGGAGCUGUCCGUCUCAGAUCAUCCUGGGGGUGUGGAGAGGUUUACCUGAGCUCAGGUCAUGUGACACAUUGCUCCGCCCACCAACACACAGCGUGGCGACAGGCGAGAAAUUGCUGUCUCACCCCUCCUACAGCAAACAUAGCCGUCGCCGGGGUCAGGAGACGGGGGUCCGGUCCAGUCUGGGUGCUCUGGGUUUUCUGUGGAGGGACUGGAAAGAGGACCGUGAGGUGGAGGAGGACCAGGAGGAACCGGAGUUGUCCCGUCACACCGCCACAAUGAAAGGAACCCGAGUGACGUCAUCAAAUGGAGACAAUUACAUCAUCUUGUCAUCUGUCAGUCCAGGAGGACAGCUCCUGCAGCCGGUCUACCAGGACAGGAAUGGAACCCUCGGUACCACCUCCCUCUGGAACCCACCGUCUGUCCUGAGUGGUUCUGAAGGUUCUGAUUGUAAACGGAGUGUUGGUUCUUCAGAUCAUCUGUACCAGACUCAUCCCAGCAGAGGUCAGAACCUCCUCCACGACCCUCCACCCGGGUUGUCAAGACGACGGUUAUCCUCCACCCUGACUCCGCCCACCUCAUCAUCAGCCCCUCCCAGUAACUACGGCAACUACCAGAACUGCACCAUUGUCCAAUCACACCUGCCCUGCUCUGGAUACGGAACCUACGUCACCCUGGCACCAAAAACCCUCAUCUUCCCUGUCUUUGUCCAGCCUCUGGAUCUCUGCAGUCCACAAAGAACCCUGCUGAUGUCAGAGGAGAUGGUUCUACACCAGGCGGACCUGCUGCCUGCCAAGGUGAUGGUGCUGAUCUAUUCUGACCUCUUGCUGCUGACCAGAGAGGAUGAAUGUGGACGCUGUAACGUCCUACAGAGUCCAGUGUACCUGAACACACUGCAUCUCAGAGACGUGCUGUCGGAGCCUCUAAGGAUCUACCUCCUCCAGAACUCUCAGAGCUGCUGUCGGGUUCUGUUCAGCCUGGAGGCCUUCAGCGUGGAGCAGAAGGUCCGAGUCAGCCUCUGUCUCCAUGACAACAUGCAGCUGGUCGCCACGAAGGCCGGCCACAGCCACCAGCUCCCCAAUCUCCAAUCAGACUUCGGCCUCCUCUCUCUGUACCCGCCUCCCAGCUCACCCCCCUGUGACUCCGCCUCCCUCCCCCCUUGCCCCCCCUCUUCCCCCCUUUGGAAGGAGUGGGAAAGGCUGGAGGAGGAGGAGAGGCGGAAGAGGAGGUGGGAGGAGGAGGAGGAGGAGCGGCAGCAGGGGGAGGGGGAGAGCGCCUCAGAGACGUCAGAGCAUGUCGGAGGAGUCUGGGGGCGUGGUCUGUUGCUCGGCACCCCCCACGUCCACAUGAAGGAGGAGGAGACUGAUGAUGAGGAGGGGCUCAACUGCAGAACUUCAGUUCUGCGCCGUUCGUUCUCUGAAGGUUCCCUGCUGCAGGAACCUCGGUCGCCCCGUUUCCUGUCCGACAGCACCAUCCAUCGCCUCACCCGCCCCGUGACCUUCGAACUGGACUCAGGCUCUGCCCCCCAGCCCCCCUCCCCCCGGACCCUGAGGAACCAGCUGACCAGAGAGGGCGGGUCUCUGCACCACAUGAUGCUGCUGCUCAAUGGACCCAAGGCUACAGACUCCAGGAACCAUCAGCUGAGGAAGAAGACCAGGAUCCUGGCUGCUGAUGUUCGGAGCCGUCUGGCGUUUUUACGGAGACAGAAAAGCAGUACCGAUUACCACGGUAACAGUUUGGAGAAAGCUCUCAGAAACACCAGGCCGUCUGGAGGGGAGGUGCUGAGCUGGGCGGAGAGUCUGGAGGCUCUGCUGACCAAUCAGUAUGGUCUGGCGGUGUUCCGUCACUUCCUGAGGUCAGAGUUCAGUGAGGAGAAUCUGGACUUCUGGUUGGCUGUGGAGAAGUUCAAGAAGACACGCCCCCUGAGCAAGAUGGUUGCCAGAGCAGCAAAAAUCUACGAAGAGUUUAUUUCAACCAACGCCACGAGACAGGUCAACGUGGACUCGUCCGUCAGAGAGUCGACCAAUCAGAGCCUGCGUCUGGGUGUUAGCUCUGCCUCCUUCCAGCUGGCCCAGGAUCAGAUCUUCAGCCUGAUGGAGACGGACAGCUACCCACGAUUCCUGAAGUCCCGCCUCUACGUCCAACUGGCCAAUCACAACGCUCACACAGCCAGUUAAAGUGGAGUGUCAGCCAAUCCUGAGGGAGGAGGGGCAGGGGCGGGGCCAAGCUGUUGGAGUGUCUGAUUGGCCUGAAAUGUAGGAUGAGUGUUUCUUAGACUUACUGUAUAAAUAAAGGUUUUUAACCAGCAACUUAUUUUAAUGAUCAGUUUAAGGACAGAAACUAAACGGGACUAAUGGAACGUUACCAGCAGACGUGUUCUGUUCCAGAACCUAGACUUUGGUUUAAAGUAGUUUUUAACUGUUGGAUGAAUAUCAGUUUUAAUAAUAAACUGAUCUUUUAACUUGUUUUAAUGAUCUGAAUGUGAACAGAACCUACUGAGGUUCCUCACCUGGAGAACCAGGAACACGUUCUAGAAUAAAACAUCAGUGUUCAACCUGC